AUGAUACACUUUCUCUUGAUCCCAUUUUUCUACUCUAUUCAGUGUUCAGAUGAAAACUGGUUGCAGAAAAAGUGUGAACCAUCAUGCAUAUUUCAGCAAGGAACCUUAGAUUCCAAUAAUCUUAAUUUAUUUCCAAAAAAUUGUAGUUCCAUUUGUGCAGACUUGGUGAUUGAUGCGGAUUCCAAUUUAACAGAAAACGAGCUUAUUCCAACUUUCAAAAAUGUAAAAAUUAUUUUUGGAACUAUUAUCAUUUCUCGUACAAAUCUCACAAGUCUCAAAUUUCUAGCUGGAUUAGAAUCCCUGGAAUGUGAUGAUAUUGCGUCGGAUCCGGACCUUAAUAACCCAAAAAAUGGUCUGAAGCUGUAUAAGAAUUUCGAAAUGACGGAAAUCGGAAUGAUCAAUUGGACAAAUACUUCGUGUAGUGUUCAAAUUGAAAUGUAUGCCAACUUUUCGAAUUUUAAUGUUCCGAAUUUAAAGAACUUCAACUCCUCGGAUCCGAGCAAACAUGAAAUUUAUAUACAGUACGAUUAUUUUGGAAUCAUUUCACAAAAUUACGUUUGUUUUUCACUAGAAGAAACAAGCAACUUUUAUGGUGCUGAAAAUGUUGUAAUGAGCUACCAAAACCAAAAAUAUUGUGAUCAUUUGAGUUCCACAGUUUUUGGUGAAAAAUUGUGUAAAAUACCGGAAAACGAAAAUAUCAAAAAUUUGGAAGAAAAUUGUCAGCGAAUUUUUGGAAUUCUGAAAAUUGGACCUGGAGAUGAAAAUUUUGUUUACAAACUAAAAAAUGUAACUUGGAUUUAUGGAAAACUGAUUAUCGAAAAUACAACUUUGACAAGUAUCGAUUUUUUGAACAAUUUGGAAUUUGUGAUAAGUUUUAACGAACAGUGUGAAACAUCUUCGUUACAAUUUUCGCACAAUAAAAAUUUGAUGGAAAUUAGGCUUCCGAAUUUGAAGCGAAUUUUUGGAAUUCUAAAAAUCGGACCUGGAGAUGAAAAAUUUGUUUACAAACUAAAAAAUGUAACUUGGAUUUAUGGACAACUGAUUGUUGAAAACACAAACCUGACCUCAAUUAAUUUUUUGAACAAUUUGGGAUUUGUGAUAAGCUUUGACAACUAUUGGAAAAGAUCGUCAUUACAAAUAUUGCAAAACAAAAAUUUGAUGGAAAUUAAGCUUCCGAAUUUGAAGAAAGUGUUAGGAGGAUACAACCCAUUUGUGAUAACUGGAAAUAAUGGAAAUUUUGCAAACUUUUCAAAAAUUUGUAGCGAAAUUAGACAUGUGUUAUACAAAGCUCCAAGCAAUGUGCCUUAUGUUGAUAGGCAAACUUGUGAAGCGAUUCAAAAAAAAAAUAUGGAGCGUGUGCAAAUUCUGGAAAUUCUGAAAGUUUUUCGAAAUCGUUAA
Molecule: messenger RNA, 1398 nt
Organism: Caenorhabditis briggsae
Lineage: Eukaryota; Metazoa; Nematoda; Chromadorea; Rhabditida; Rhabditidae
Exons: 7
Coding region: 1-1398 (465 amino acids)
Source: RefSeq, a predicted model, not a curated record